AAAGGGAGAGGCGAAGUGCGAGCGAUUUUCAAAGCAAAGCUCACUGUUUACAAUGGAUGAGAGCUUCAGAGUACGGGUGGACAAAGUGUUCGGGUCUUUGACGGAGACCUCUAAUUUGAGUUCUCUCUGGUGUUUAACCGACGAUGAAAUUGAGAAAAGGGAAUGGAAUAGGGAUACCCCAUCCCGCGAGCUAGUCGACUUUGAUUCCAAACCCUGCCCUCCCCAUAUUGACGGCUUCUUCUCGAAGUCCCCCCAAACCCUAGAUUUUCCCAAACAGCUCCAGUCCGAUCUGGAACAGCUCGGCGACGGCCAAGAACCAGAUGAUGAUAAUGAAUUAGAUAUCCGGUCUGGCAUUGGUUUAGAUUGCACCCUUGACUAUGAGGAGGAAGAAGACGAGUUUGACAAAGUGGCCGUUGAUACGGAAAAGGAGAAGCAGCAGCCUAGUGACCGCUUGUACACGCGGGAGGUCUCUGACUACGGAAUUUCUGCGGACACAGACCAUGAGCUUCCUCUUACUCUUCAUGACAUUAGGAGAGAUCCUCGUGCUAAUCAUGAGGCCGCCAAGCUCAGACUCAAGGAAGAUGCCGAGGCUGCCCUGAGAGAAGGUCAUUUAGGUUCCAAGCCACCUACUGCGUACAAGACUCUAGGCCAGGAUGAUGCACAUUCUCCUAAAAAACUCAAGCUCAAGGAAGAUUAUAGGUUGGUCCCUAAUUCAUCCAUUCCAGAUUAUGUAAGGAAUCCAUCCAAGUAUACUUGCUAUACACUUGAUGUCUCGGAUGAUAUGAAUGAAGAAUCCAAUAGAAAAGCCUACAUGGACUUUCUAAGUAUCAUAAAGAAGGGAUCGCAGCUGGACAAUGAUAGCUCCACUAAUUUUGAGAAAUCGCCCACCUUUAACCUGAAAAUGAAGCAGCCUGCUGGGACCUUCACCAAACAGGGCGUCAAGUCGGAGCAAAUGCAAGUGAAAAAAAUAGUUCCCCUUAGCAUUGUUUCCAUGGAAUCCGAUAAUGCUGCCAUGGAAGAAGAUGAAUCGUCUAUUGCAGCCGAUAGAGCUAGACAUGGAAGUUUGCAUAAGCCUGGCAAAUGUUAUAGAACAAGGACCACUAUGAUGGAUACUGAUGACUGAAUUGUAUGAUUUCACUUGUAUGUGAAUUCCUUUUGAAAAUAGUCUUCUUGUGCUCUGUCUUCUUUUUUUUGUUGAAAAUAGUCUUCUUAUACAAUGUUUGAUCUCAAAUCAUCAUGAA
Messenger RNA from Solanum lycopersicum (tomato), 1241 nucleotides. RefSeq lists its product as uncharacterized. Lineage: Eukaryota; Viridiplantae; Streptophyta; Magnoliopsida; Solanales; Solanaceae. The record is from RefSeq and is a predicted model, not a curated record.